Molecule: messenger RNA, 5871 nt
Organism: Cyclospora cayetanensis
Lineage: Eukaryota; Apicomplexa; Conoidasida; Eucoccidiorida; Eimeriidae
Exons: 4
Coding region: 1-5871 (1956 amino acids)
Biological process (GO): transcription by RNA polymerase II
Cellular component (GO): nucleus
Source: RefSeq, a predicted model, not a curated record
AUGCACCUCCAGGAGCAUGAGAAGCAACCAGUUGCAGCGGAACCAGCAGGUGCUGCUCAAUCAGCAGCACCUGCUGGCUCACGGAUGAGUCAGCAGGAACAGCAGCAGCAGCAGCCGCAGCGGAUGCCUCGAAUGUACAGCACGAGCAGUACAGCUGCUGCUGCCGGUGCCCCACGUGCUUUGGGAAGGAGCACAGACAGCAGCAGCUCGCUGCGGCAGCGAUUCUACUGGGAUGUGGAUAAGGACGAAGUAACUUUUGCGAGCAGCAACACCGACAGCAGCACUAGCACCGCCAAGCUACAUGCAUCGGCAGAGUUUUCUCAGAUGGCGCAGCGAGAAGCAGAGGAUCCUCUGCCUUCCCAUAUUCUGGGGGAAGUUGUUGAGCGCAAGCCUAUCACCAGUGGCAGCACCAUACCUCCACCCUACACGGGGGGAAGCAGCAAGUUUGCGGCUAGCCGGCAUCCUGCCUUUCCUAAGGCCGUUCAUCGCAGCAUGCAACAGCCACAGAGGCAGCCAGUGUCUGCCGAUCCAGCGCCGCACGGAGCAGAAGCUGCUUGCGCAGAUGCAGCAGCAGCAGCACGUGCGGCUGGGAGUACACCUGCAGAAGCAGGUGGAGAAGCGCCCGAAGCAAAAAUAGUUCAUUUGCCCGCAGGUGCUGCGUUUAUGUUUGAUUCCCGAGAAGCAGCAAAGCUUCAGUGGACGGAUCCAGUGCUUGAGGAGGGUCCUGAUGCUGCUGCUCUCUUGCAGCAGUACGAAAACCAGAAGAAAGAGCAGCAGUUUGCCGAUGCUGCACAUGUCCCUCUCCUGCAGCAGCAGCAGCAACAGCUAGCGGCUCUACGGUUCGACUUUAAUGGACGUCUGCGCACAGACGUAUGGGGGCUACACGCAGCUACAGCUGCAGUCGUGGCGCUCUGGCAGCAGCUUUUACUGCCACAAGAGCAGCACAACCCGCAAAAUGCAGUAACUGCUGCUGCUGCUGCUGCUGCGGACGAAGCUGGUGUGUGCGCGUGGCUGACGCCGUCGGAUGCUGCAGCAGUAACAACAGCAGCAGAAGCAGCCGCAGCAGCGGCAACAGACCCUCUGGAUCGCCACAAGGGACUGCAUCACCAUGGGCGGCAACCAGAAGCGGCAGGCUACACUUUGGAGGAGUCUGUGAUGCUCGCGCACAGUGCGGCACCGGCUCAGCGGGCUUUAGCUGUCCGUACACUCGGUCAGCUGGUGCUUGCUGCAAGGGCAUUGUGCCUCUUCCCCAAUCCUGCCUUAUCUCCUACAUCUCCCCCGGGAGAAAAGGGAGAGGCUUUUGCUGCCCUGAGGAAGCUGCUGUCACCCUUGUUGCCUCAACGUCAACCGCAGAACCAACAGCAGUUUGUGCUGCGAGGAGGGUUCGGCUUUGGACUAGGCCGCUUCCUGCGCUUCUUAUUUCUGGACGAGCAUCUGCUGUUUCGGCUUUGUGGAGCCCUCAUGGCGGAGUCUGCUACAGUUGCAGCGGCGGCAGCAGCAAGUGUUGCGAACUUGUUGCUGCCCAUCCACCCCACACGCCGUAUAGGGCCGUUGAAAGAGCAGCGUCUGCUGCAACUGCUGCUGCAGGAAGAGCAAGCAGCUCCGGACUCAGGUGCUGCUGCGGCGGUGUAUCUACCAGCAGUAGACACGAGCCUCUGCUGUGCAGUCGCAAAGCCGUUCCUCUCUUACCUCAGGCGGCACAGAAAAGUGGCGUUAGCGAAACCAUCAGCUGGGGAUUCGGGAGAGUCAGUAGCAGCAGGAGGCGUCUGCAGCUGUUUUUGGGGCAUGUCUGAUUCUGUAGCUGCGGACGAGGAGCCUGCACUGUUUCCCCUCGGAGGUGUUGACCUCCUGGGGUGUAUGUACGCCUCAAAGCCCCUGUGGCCAGCUGCGGGGGGGGCAGCAGCAGCAGAUGCACGCAUCUGUUUGGGCCCUGGUAGUGCCUGGGCUGCCCUAGCCACCCGCUGGAAAGAUCUUUCACCUCAACAGCAACGGAAUUAUUUGGACGAGCCGCUGGGAGAGUCCUUUGGAAGACACCCGCAUGCAGCGGCAGUAGACUUUGCGCUGCUUCUGCCGCGUGUUGCCAUGUUGCUGCGGCGCUGCUGGGGUGUAGCUGACGAAGAGCAGGACCUGGUGCGCUUGCUGUGCGGAAUCUGCGUGGGAGGGCCACAGCAGGUUCAGCAAAUUCUGCAGCAGCCAGAACUUUUGCAGCAGCUGCUAUUGCUGGCAGACGGACUAUUGCUGGGGGGGGAGACACGCCGCAGACGUCGGGCUGCAGCGAUGAAGCACCUCCUGCCUGUGGCGGAGCCUAUACUCAGCAACACCGGUACCACGAGCAACAUGGGUGUUUCCGAGGAAGAGACAGAUGAGUACAACCUAGACGAGCAGCGAUUGGUGUUGCAGCUGCUGCUGCUUCUGCGUAUCUGCGCGAUCCGCGUGGAACGCAUGCAGCAUCUGGAAUGUCUUUUUGGCUGCCUGGAACUUGAGGGGAUCGAUGACUCCAGCAGCACCAGCGGCACUACAAGUAGCGUUUUAGGAUUGGUGCUUCAGUGCCUUAUGACGGUCGUCCAGCAGCCGCAGCUGCAGCUUUUUGAGCCGAAGCAGAAGAAACAGCAGAAACAAGGCCGACAGGAAGAUUUGGAGCACUUCGAGCUGCUUCCCGUUCCCUCGGUGCUGCGUAUCGCAGCAGCAGCAGCAGCAGCAAGAUUGCUGCGGGUUCUGCAUCAGAGAGGCAGCUGCGCUGUACCGCUGCAGCCACUGCUGCCUGCAUUCGCUGCUCACGUAAAGGCAUUUUGUCGGCGGUUGCAGGAGCUCAAUGGCCAUCUCUUGCUGCAGCAGCUCUCAUCGCCCUCAAACGCAGCAGCAGGUCUGUCCACUAGCGCGGACGAGACCUGUUGGUCGUUGUGUAUGGAACAUUCCCAAACCGGGAGCACCGAUGGUGGAGGAAGCGACAGGAUAAGAGAAAAAGCGCGCCAGCUGUUGCGGUUUGAAGGCGAACUUGUGCUACAGCUACUCCUAUGGGUAGGAGAUGCGCUCAGUGCGAGCUUCCUGCAGGCUUCACUUCUGCUCUCGGCAGCAAGUGAUCUUCUUGCUAGCUUGCAGCCGUUGCAAACUCAUGAGCCAGAGUCGUGUAGCAGGCUCGCUACGGCUGCUGUGUGGGUGCUGCUGCGGUGUACGGACGCUGCGCGAUGGAGGCACAAGGACGGCACAAUCGACGAAGAGGCUCUGGAAGCAGCAGCGUCUGCGCCAUGUGAUGAUCCUGGCGCUGCACUUGCAGCGGCAGCAGCAGCAGCCAUCCAGGGAGACACGGAAAAGCUGCUGCUGCUUGAGCGCUGGCGUAUCGCAAUGGCAUCUCCUUUGCACCUGCUGCUGGGACCUCCGGGUGGUGAUGUUAUUGCAGAUUGUGGCAACACCACCUGUAGCUUCAGCAAGAUGGGGUACUGGGGUGCAGCACUAAAUCGUGUGCUUCUUCUGUUUCAAGGAUGCAAAGGAACGGUGGGAGAGCCCCCAAAUACACUCCUGAGUACACCAGCAGUGGAUGAAACUGCAGAAAUGGCGCAAGCGGAUUGGGCUGCCACACGUGCUAUGCGUUCCGUCGCCGGUGCAGUUUCAUCGUACUUGUCCGAGACAGGAUGGACGCUCGCCACGCGUUGCUGUUCGCCGCAAACCAGGAUGCAGUUUCCCUGCAAUUGUGUUGCAUGUAAAGGCAGAAGCAGCAGCUCUAAAAAGCCUAACACCACCAGCGGCAUGCACUGCAGCAAGGGCGCCGCAUGCAGCACCUGGAUCAUUCCGACGACAUCUGAGAGCUUUGCUGUAGUGUCUGCUGAUGCGUUUCAGGCCGCACGUGUAGCUGCGGCUGCAUCGUUAUUGACUGCCUCUGCUGACGCCCCUUCUCAUGAAGCUGAGAUAGGGGCGUCUUGUCAGCUGCUGGACCCCAGAGGCGUUGAGAUGUUGCUUGUAGACGUGCAGCUGCUGCGUGGCAUCUGUGAGGCUUUUUCUGCAUGCGCAGCCUUGCUUGUCGACGUAGGACAGGAAGUGGAUGCCAAGCCUAGCAGCACGAAGGGUGCCAGCGUGGAUGGCUGGGGUGUAUGGGUUAGAGAAUCAAGCGUGCUGUUGAAGCGGCCUCUGGUACAGCGAUUUGCUGCUGAGGCAAUGGUGCUUGCGAAGAGCCUCACGCUAUUACUGGAGACACUCCAUGAGAAGCUGCGUAUGCCUCAACAACCUCAGCAGCAGCAGGGGCAGCAGCAAGGAGAAAGAGACCUGACGCCCUUUCUUCACUCAGCAGUCAUCUCGACAGCUCCAACAUUACCACAAGACGAUAUUGCAGCAUGCGCCCUUGCUGCUCUUGACGCUGUAUCGAUCUGCUUCCGCUACCUUGACUCCGCAGAGAUAGAGCCGCGGCAGCAACAAGCGCACCGUGAGCUAUCCCUCCGCUGCGUAGUCGCUGCGCUUGCGAACGCAGCAACGACGAAGACGGUGUUGAAAGCAUUUGGCCAUCUCGGGGUAUACCUGCAGCAACAUGAAUGUGAGAGCAGCAGCAGCGGGGACACAGCAGAGAAGGCCAAGUCCUGCGUGUGGGGGGCAGCAGCAGAGACCAUUGUCGGUUGUUCUAAUACAGCAGAGUGGGAUAUGGACAGUGUGCAGCAGCUACACGCUGCACUUACUGCUGCAGCACAGCAGCAGCAGCAGCAGCAGCAGACUCAGGUACCUCUCUUAGUUGCAGACAUUGAGCACUAUCUGGAACAGGGGAAACAGCACUCAAGGAUGACAGAGACGCUAGACUCUGCCCUUUUUGUCUCUGCCAUUGACAUGAUGGCAGGGGCUCCCCUGUGGGGCGCUUUGCUGCGGAACGCAGCCGAUCCAGUAGCAGCAGCACGGGGGCGUAUCUCAACCAAAGUGACGCAGCAUUUGCGGCGGUUGCUGCUUGUACAGUCGGCUGCUCUGGGCCACGCAGUGUCGCGCGUAGCCACACCAGGUUACUGUAUGGGGGGUCUGCUUCGUUGUAUGCAGCUACAGCAAGAGACUCGGCAAUCACAGCAGCAGGGUCAACAGCCCGAGCCGGUUGAUAUGCCCGGUGAUUGGCUUCAGGAGUGGAAGCUGUUCGAUGUUUUCCUCUUGCAGCCUAUGGGAACUGCAUGGGUUGCACCCCUCGCAGCUGAAACAGGGCAGCCAUUGGAUGCUAACGAUUCUGCUGCAUAUGCAAAGGCCUCUGAUUGGAGAAAGGCCAUGCAAGCAGCAGCUGAUGCCUGUGCAGAAGAUGUGGAAAAAGCAGCGGCAGCUGCUGCUGCUGCUAAUGCAUUGUCCAUGCGGCAGUCAGCCGACCGGUUACGCCUAGCAGCGUCCCGGGUAGCAGUAGGAGGCGAAGUGUAUAUUUGCUGUUGUGAAUCAGCAAGCAGCUUUGCAGCACGAGGGGCUUUGGAAUUGCUGCAGCAGAUGCAGGCCUCAGCAGCUCCCGAGCCUCAGCAAUUGUUGUUGUUAUUAUUGUUGGGAAGCUCCCUUAUGCCACGUGCAGCUCGUGAACAGGUGUGGGGAGAUGAGGGGGCGUUGGCUGUACUAGACAGAAACUCAGUGCUUCUGGACACCAAAGCAGCAGCCAGUGCAGCAGCAACAGUAGAAGACAGCACGUUCGAGGCAGUGUUGCGUUUCGCGGCUACCAUGCAAUGGGGAUUUCGAACACCUCAGAAUGAAUGGCAGCUUUGUUGCAGUGCAGCCAGCAACUGUAUGCUCAUGUUGCUUCUCUGUGGUUUCCACAACGCCACAAAGGACGAAGCCCUCCAGCGACAGCAACGGGCUCACCUGCGGAGGCAGCUAGGGACUAGCGGGGGCCUAGCUUCUGCAGCAGCGGCAGCAGCUAUGGCGACGGCAGGUACAUGA